Messenger RNA from Plenodomus lingam JN3, 981 nucleotides. The record is from RefSeq and is a predicted model, not a curated record. Lineage: Eukaryota; Fungi; Ascomycota; Dothideomycetes; Pleosporales; Leptosphaeriaceae.
AUGUCUGAGCAUGAGUACUCUAGUCUCAUUGAGGGCCACACCCUUCUUCAGCGACGUGUCCAGCCCCUUCUCAAAAUCAUACACCAGAAGAAUGAAGCAAUUUCACAGGCGCGAUCAAAGGCAGACGCUCUGCUCGGGCCCUAUCCAAGACCUCCAGCUACCGGCCGGGCACAUUAUUCACCAAACAACAUCGACAAAGCGUACCGGCAUUUGGCCAAGUUGACAGCCGAGAACGACUUGAAAAUCUCCUUAUUGUGCAAGGUGAUCGCGCCUCAGGCAAAAAAGUCGAGUCGUUUGCUGUGCAGCUGCAUCUAUUAUGAUCUACCCCGUGAAGUCCGCGACAUGAUCUAUGGAUUCCUUCAUGCACACGAGACCAUUUAUGUCGGACCUGAAUACUUCGACCAAACCAAACAGCCUUGCGAGACAGAUCGAGAUGCACAUUAUUGGGAUGUAGACUAUGUCGGUGCAGACGUGCAGCGUGAAAUAGUGGAGAGUUGGUAUCGGACAACACUCUUCUACUUCUAUGAUAAGCACAACAACAUCGAAGUCGUCACCAAAUUUCUCAAUACAGAUAGAUGGCAAUUAGGGAUCAAGCCACGCCACUUCAUCCGCAAGGCCAGGUUCGAACUCGAUGCCAGCCACCCCCCGGCCAACAUGCGAAUUGAGGAUGUACACGAACAUACCACACAAGGUAUACGGCCGUUAAAGAAUCUGCACCUACUUCCCAAUCAUGUUUCCUUCUUUAUCCGUAUUCAUACGUAUGGCGAUGUGAAACAAUACCUUCUUCCAUCAGAGUGGAUGCAGUCGAUUGUGGGUGAUCUACAUCGGAGUUUGAACGCUCUUCAUCGUGCGGGUCAUAAGUUCGUUGUUAAAUGGCCUGACUACGAAGACUUGGAGUUCAACCGAAAUGACUGUUCUCUGUCUGCAGAUGAAUGGAUGGAGCGUCUAGUGGAUGCGCAAAUGCGGAUAUUGUCAGCAUAA